AUGGACAAAACAGCACCUGUCCCAAAUUCCAAUUCAAACAAUUCAGUGAAUAACAGCGGCGGAAUUGGUGGUCCUACUACAAUUUUACCCGCCGCACCUUUUCCACAACCAGCUCCACGUUCGCCUUCUAGUUCUUCUGCACAAACUGAUUAUAGCAGUUCUAAUAAUACAGCUACAGCUGGCUCUUACGAUUUUUUAUAUGAACUUGUACAAAAACGAAUCACUACUUUUACAUAUUUAAAACAGGCUCAUGAAGGAAGAAUACACUGGUUUAACACGGUGUGUUUAACUCCAAUACUUGAUAUAACAAACCCUCAAGAUUAUGUUAAAGCUUUAAAUGUGAUGUUGCAAGAAUUCGAAUAUCACACAAAUGAGCAUGCAAAGCAGAAAAUGAAAAUGUUUUUUAGAAAAUCAAAAAUAGUGAAAGAUGAGGAUACAUCAUUUCAAGAGAAUGGAGAAUACACUUAUUUAUUUGUGCCUAAUAUACCCUUUGAUUUGGAUUAUUUUCAAACAUUUUACACACUCUGUGAUAUUCUAGUAGACGUUUACAAUAAAUUAUUGGAAGGAACUGCUACUACGCUGACAGCAUCAUUUACAGAGAGUGUAUUAAAAGUCGAUGGGAAAUUCAAGAAAAUAAUUGCGCUUGUGGCCAAGGAAAUUGACACAUUGGCUCGUAAUACCAUCAAAGAAGAAUUGAGACCCAUGGAUCCAAUUAUGAUGAUAGGAAACGCAGGCGUUGUAGGAAGCAAAAUGAGUUCUUCAAUGAGUAUUAAGAGUAAUAUUAGUAAUACUACUACUCUUAUUGGGAGUGAGAUUUUGGAUGCCGGAUGGAGUGCUGCAAUUUGA
This is a messenger RNA of Funneliformis geosporum, 846 nucleotides long. NCBI's taxonomy places the organism in Eukaryota, Fungi, Glomeromycota, Glomeromycetes, Glomerales, Glomeraceae. The record is from the annotation of a GenBank genome assembly.